This is a messenger RNA of Amphimedon queenslandica, 882 nucleotides long. Its product is annotated as protein transport protein SEC9-like. Bases 1 to 882 code for a protein of 293 amino acids. NCBI's taxonomy places the organism in Eukaryota, Metazoa, Porifera, Demospongiae, Haplosclerida, Niphatidae. The transcript has 2 exons. The record is from RefSeq and is a predicted model, not a curated record.
AUGUUGAAGAUGAAGAAGUUCUUCGGGUUUACUGGCCCUGGUGAACAACAGCCUAAUGGAGCCUCUAAUGUUGAACAACCUAAUGGCUCCAGUACUGGUAAACAACCUAAUGGCUCUAGUACUGGUAAACAACCUAAUGGCUCUACUGGUAAACAACCUGAUGGCUCUACUGGUAAACAACCUAUUGGCUCUACUGGUAAACAACCUAUUGGCUCUACUGGUAAACAACCUAAUGGCUCUACUGACGGUGAACAACCUAAUGGCUCUACUGGUAAACAACCUAUUGGCUCUAGUAGUGGUGAACAACCUAAUGGCUCUACUGGUAAACAACCUAAUGUCUCUACUUGUGAACAACCUUAUCGAUCUGGUUCUGAUAAGCAACAAAAUAAUGGGUCUAAUACUAACAUAUUCACAGCCCCAUUCUCAGAAAAGAAACAUAUCCAUAAAGAUCAACACCAGUUUGACCAGGCUUCCCAAGUAUUAUUGGAAGUAGAUCUUCACAUCAAUAAUGAAAAUAUUUCCGAUGAAAAGAAAAACCGAGAACAAAAUAAUCCCUCAAUUGAACCUACUCAGCAUCAAUGUGAGGGUAGUGAAGCUGAAACUGAGCCCACCUUGAAUGAUAUUGCAGAUCGUAUCAAGAAGGCAGAUGCAGAAUUAGAAAAACUCAAAUUAAGGGAAAAGUUGUUAGAGGACCAAAGGCAUAAAGCAGAAGAAGAAGAGAAAGAGAAGUUGUCUAUGUACGAAAAGGAACAAGAAGAGAUAGAGAUUUGUGCAAUGACUGAAGAAAAUGAAAUGGACAUUCAAAUGCUCAUGGAACUUGAUGAGCUGAAGAAAGACGCCAAGAAAGAAAUAGAGCUGGCAGAAACGUCUAAUAUAAAUUAA